This is a messenger RNA of Lactuca saligna, 399 nucleotides long. NCBI's taxonomy places the organism in Eukaryota, Viridiplantae, Streptophyta, Magnoliopsida, Asterales, Asteraceae. The record is from the annotation of a GenBank genome assembly.
AUGGAGUGCUUUGAAACCCUACAAUGUUCACCUUCAAGAAGCCCUAGUUCUCAACCUGAUGAGCAUAACAUCAACUCUUGCACCAACAAGCCUCAUGCCGACAAGCUUCAAGCUGAGAAAGUUCGCACUGUCACUUCAACUCAUAAUACAAAGACAUCAAAUGUUGACAAAUCAAUUCAACCUGAUAAGCUUGUUCACGUUGGCAAACUCAUGCUCCAGCUCCAUCUUCAAACAUCAAAAAGAUCUCUUGCUGGUAAGCUUCUUAUGUAUGUUCUUGUUUUAACAGUUAUGUUACAGAGAAAAUUACUCAAAGAAAAGAACUCUAAGUACUCAAAAUCAAAGAGUGUUCGUGUUGCAAAGAACUCAUCUUCAGAACCCACAAAGAUGAAGCAAGUUUAG